Aspergillus luchuensis is the source of this 2403-nucleotide messenger RNA. RefSeq lists its product as uncharacterized. The record is from RefSeq and is a predicted model, not a curated record. Lineage: Eukaryota; Fungi; Ascomycota; Eurotiomycetes; Eurotiales; Aspergillaceae. The coding region runs from base 1 to 2403 and encodes 800 amino acids. The transcript has a single exon.
AUGGAGGAAACAAUAGCCGAAUUACGACGUCAGAUUGAAGAACAAGGAAGGCUGCGAGAAGCGGCAGAGCGCCGUGAGGAGGAGGAGAGACAGGCGCGAGAAGAGGCAGAACGCCGUGAGGAGGAAGAGAGACAGGCGCGAGAAGAGGCAGAACGCCGUGAGAAGGAAGAGAGACAGGCGCGAGAAGAGGCAGAACGCCGUGAGGAGGAAGAGAGACAGGCGCGAGAAAACGCUGAACGUCGAGUGCAACCCAACUCCCUGUUUCGCCUCCUCGAUCGCUGCCACAAUUCUCUCUCCCAAGCGAUCCGAGUUGAGGCAGAUGCCACCCUUACUACUCAGGGCGACGCGGCCAAUCCAGUGAACCGACUCUACCCCAAGCACAUCGUCCUUUGGCGUGACUUCCCCCAACUACAGGAACAGAUCUGGGACAAAUUCGACCGUAAUAAUGCCUUUUCCACGCGCCCACUAUUCCCCUCUGAUACCCAAAUCGAUUAUGUCGUCACGAAUAUCCAGAACAGACCAAUCUAUUCGGAAGCGUCUCUUCGGAAUUUUGAGCGAGACACGGUGGACAACUUUGUUGAAAAGGUCAUUGAGGUUUUGCGAGACGAUGGGCCCCUUCGAGAUGAGUUUGGAAUCCAAGGCCGAGUCACCUUCUAUGAUCGCGCAAACCCGUCGGAAACUUCGCUCGAGAACAGCCUAGAGCAAAUGAAUCUCGAGGACGCGCGGACACCCCAACGACCGGCGAACCCGAGGCGUGGAAGAGGCCGAGGACGAGGAAGAGGAGCCACGCGGAGACAGACGAGGGAUGGCACUGCGCGACGACGCAAUCGGCGCGCCGACCAGUUCUGCGUGCACCUUGUGGCGGAUGAACGGCAAUUACCCGUGUAUGCAGUGGAGUUCAAAGCGCCGCACAAAGUGACGAUCCCCGAACUGGUGGCGGGUCUACACCCGAUAGAUCUGGAUCGCGAUGUCAUUGACCAAGAGGGCAACACGUUUGAAUUCUAUGCCACCCGCCUGGUCGCGGCCGUGGUCACUCAGAUAUUCUCAUACAUGAUCGACAGUGGCGUUCGAUACGGCUACAUCUGCACCGGGGAGGCUUUCGUUUUCCUUCGUAUCCCACAGGAUGAUCCCACCAUUAUUCAAUAUUUCUUGUGUAUCCCUAAUCAGGAUGCGCAGGCGGAUGUGCAGGCGGACGAUGAAAUGCGCCUCCACCGGACUGCCAUCGGUCAGGUGCUUGCGUUCACGCUUCAAGCGCUGGCCGUCGAACCACCGACUCAGAAAUGGCACGAUGUGGCACACGACCAGCUAACAACCUGGAAGGUCGAAUAUCUCGACGUGCUGAGAGAAAUCCCCGAGACUCUCCGUAAAGACCCGCCGGCGUCUGAUUAUCGGCCCUCUCACUGGAAACCGGAUCGGAAAAUACACAACACACGCGCUCGCGCUCGCGCGCGUUGUCAACCGGGCGCAUCGGCACCGAAGCAUUCGUCCACUGAAGGCAGCGGCAGUGAUCAAGAAUCGCUUUCGCCAACCGCCGCAGCCGCGUCGCGCAUCCGAUCGAGCCGCGGCCAAGGCAACCACCGCCAAUCAACCCGGGAAGGUGAAAGGCCACGAGCCAGCCGAGACCAUAAACAGACCUCUCGGCAAGACGGACCUUCUACGCGACCAUACUGCACCAUUGCGUGCAUCCGCGGCUUGGCUAACCGAGAACCACUGGAUAAGAAUUGCCCCAACUGGGAACUCCACGGUGGUCGGAGACACUCCAUCGGACCGCAGGAGUUCACACGCCAGCUCCAUCGUCAACUGGCCCGAGAUCGGGAACUUGGAUUCGAACAGCUGCACGUUUGUGGUCGGACAGGAUAUCUCAUCAAAGCCACCCUCCUUUCCCGCGGAUACACGGUGAUCAUGAAAGCAACGACUGUGGAGAAGCAGCAUCGCCUUCGAACGGAAGUGGACAAUUAUCACCGGCUCCGGAACUUGCAGGGACAAUACAUCCCUGUCUGUCUUGGGGACUUUAAGCCUCGUGUUGCAUAUUGGUACCACGGUAAGUUAAUGGCGCAGAUGAUGAUAUUGAGCUGGUCUGGAACGCGGCUUCAGCAUGCCAUCAAUGAUGGGAACUCCCACUUCUUUCAGCAAGAGCGCGACAAAGCUCUGACCGUGCUUCGGUCGCGUGGAGUCAUCCACUGCGACAGUGAGUGGCGUAAUAUGCUGUGGGAUGACCUGAGUGGCCGCUUGGCUGUCACCGACCUGGAGGAUGUGAAAUGGUUGAAGCGCGCUAGGGCCCUUGAAUCCGUCUCUGCGAAUACACGGCGUACUCGCUGCGUCAGAGCGGUGAAAUAUAAACCCGGCUUGGAAAGGGUGGAAAGGGUGGAAAUUCCGCAACACGGCAGCACCUUAAGCUUGUAA